AUGGCGUGGGUCGAUAACGGACUCUCCGAUCCGCUUGAGGUGCACGGCGUGAUCGGAGCCAUCGCCACGGGCGGCAUCAAAAGUGGCGCGGAGGUAGGUGAGUGCGGCGACACCGUUUCCGGAGUGAUCGUGGUAGAGCGAGGUUUUGAUCCACGCAGGGACUGCCUGAAGGAGGAGGCCGUAAAGACGCAUAUUUUGUUUUGUCCAUUCGGCAAGAGCAGUCCGCGCUGCGUCGAUGGCGACGGCGUUUGUAGCGUUGCCGUCCUCGUCGUUGUCGGGCUCUGGUACGGCAGGCGCGGUAGCGUCGUCGGCGAGGAGGUCGUAGGCGUCGGUUGCCUUCCACGCGACAAAGGCGUUGAAUGCCAUAAACCACGCAACGAAAGAGCCUCGCUGGCCAUCAAAGCUGGGGACAGAGUACUUGCUGGAGGCAUCGUCACCAGCGGCGGCGACGGGGUAUUGAAGCACACCGACGGCGAGGAGCGGGGCAAAGCGGAGGGUGGCGGCGGCGACGGUGAGGUGGAGGGCGGCGGCGGCGACGGUGAGGUGGAGGGCGGCGGCGGCGGCGGCGACGUGGAGGGUGGCGGCGGCGACGGUGAGGUGGAGGGCGGCGGCGGCGACGGUGAGGUGGAGGGCGGCGGCGACGGCGAGGUGGAGGGCGGCGGCGACGGUGAGGUGGAGGGCGGCGGCGGCGACGGCGACGUGGAGGGCGGCGGCGACGGUGAGGUGGAGGGCGGCGGCGGCGACGGUGAGGUGGAGGGUGGCGGCGACGGUGAGGUGGAGGGCGGCGGCGGCGACGGCGACGUGGAGGGUGGCGGCGACGGCGAGAUGGAGGGCGGCGGCGACGGUGAGGUGGAGGGUGGCGGCAACGGCGAGGUGGAGGGUGGCGGCGGUGACGGGGCCGCCCGGCGGGAGGCUCGAGUAGCGGCCGAGCCUCUGGCGACGGAGGCGGAGGGCAUGCAGCUGCACCUCUCCAGCAGCAGCGCCACCGGCUACAAGGGUGUGGUCAGCUGCUCCCAUGGCCGCUUCCGAGCGCAGCGCACUGUAGGGAGAAGCAAUGUCAUCUUGGGCGUCUUUGGCACCGCGGUUGAGGCGGCGUUGGCCUACGCGCGGUCGGUCGGCGAGUACGAUUCCCCAGCGGUGGUGGCAGAGGCGGAGGGCAUGCGCCUGCAUCUGUCUGACCGCAGCGCCACGGGCUACCAGGGCGUGCACAUGGACAAGGGCCGCUUCCGAGCGCAGCGCACGGUGAACGGGGCCAAUCACGUCCUGGGCCAGACCUUUGACACCGCAGUCGAGGCGGCGGUGGCCUAUGCGCGGGCGUUCGGACCCCCUGCACGCGCCGGCGUCGCACCCCCUGCGCGCCCGCCCGACGGCGGUCGGGCAGAGGUCCCGUCGGAGGCGACUCGCGUCGCUGCGGCCAAGGGUGCGCGGCCAAGGGUGCACGGUGCGGGCGCCGCAAGGCAGGAGGAGGCGGCGCAGCAGCAGCAACCUGGCCGGCAGAGGCCGGGAGCGGCAGCCAAGGCCGCGGGGAGGGCGGUGGCCGUGCGCGGUGGGGUGGUGAAGGGCGCGCCCUCCAGAAAGAAGCGGCUCGCACGGCGGGUCGGCCAAUGGAGGUCUGGCGCCGCCGUGGAGUACGCGGUGGUGGCGCCUCAGCCGCCGCCGCCGCUCCAGCCGCCGCCGCAGCGGCCGGGCGGGGUGGACCCGUGCGUGCUCUACAAGGUUGGGCUUGAGGGAGUGCAGGGCCUCACCGACGCCGUCUUCGCCAUGGGCCGCAUGAUACGCGAGGCGGGAAAGGACCCCGUCACCGCCCAGGCCGUCCGUCAGUGGAGCUGA
Emiliania huxleyi CCMP1516 is the source of this 1830-nucleotide messenger RNA. RefSeq lists its product as hypothetical. Bases 1 to 1830 code for a protein of 609 amino acids. Lineage: Eukaryota; Haptophyta; Isochrysidales; Noelaerhabdaceae. The record is from RefSeq and is a predicted model, not a curated record. Gene Ontology annotation, molecular function: DNA-binding transcription factor activity; DNA binding. Gene Ontology annotation, biological process: regulation of DNA-templated transcription. The transcript has 2 exons.